AUGACAUUAAUUACUAUUUCACAAUCAUUGGAUGAGGCAUUCACCAAGAACAAGAUUGUUCCUGAUGUUGUUGACGAUUUUGAAACCCAAGGAUUAUUAUCAAUUGAAUAUGGCCCCACUGAAUUAGUGACCUUGGGUAACACUUUAUCAGUUUCUGGUACUCAAGAUAAACCCAAGAUUCAAUUGACGUUGAAUUCCCCAACCGAAGAUGGUAAAAUCGAGUCGAUUAACGAGGGGGACAAGUUUAUCUUGGUUUUAACUGACCCUGAUGCACCAUCAAACAGUGACCACAAGUGGUCAGAAUAUUUACAUUGGUUGGUUACUGAUAUCACUUUGCCUAAUUUGAAAACUGAAUCUGGAGAACCAGAAAUUAGCCAUUUUAUUGAUGCUGCGCAAGGUAAAGAGGUGUUUAAAUACGAAGGUCCAGGUCCACCACCAAAGACAGGUAAACACCGUUAUGUGUUUUUGUUGUUUAAACAAGAUCCAAAAGUUAGUAAAUUUGAAGCACCAAAAGAUAGACCCAAUUGGGGAACUGGUACUCCAUCAAGUGGAGUAAGAGAUUGGAUCAAGGCACAAGCGCCAGGAUCAAAGUUGUUGGCAGUAAAUUUUUUUUAUGCUCAAAACGAGGAUAAUUAA
Lodderomyces parapsilosis is the source of this 636-nucleotide messenger RNA. RefSeq names its product Tfs1p (gene TFS1). The record is from RefSeq and is a predicted model, not a curated record. Bases 1 to 636 code for a protein of 211 amino acids. Lineage: Eukaryota; Fungi; Ascomycota; Pichiomycetes; Serinales; Debaryomycetaceae. The transcript has a single exon. Gene Ontology annotation, molecular function: peptidase inhibitor activity; phospholipid binding. Gene Ontology annotation, biological process: regulation of proteolysis; regulation of Ras protein signal transduction.